UGGAAAUGAGCAGACUGAGCAACUCAUUCAGAGCUCCAAGGCAGACAAGUACCCUUGCUUUCUCUGUGACUGGGAGUCAAGCUUUGGACUGUCAAGACAAGUAGACACUUUUCCCUGAGCUGGAGGUGAGCUUCUGUCUGAGGUGUCUGUGCUGGUCUAGACUGGAUGGGCUCUGUGAAGCUCAGCCCAGCCGUUCCCCCCCGGCCUUCCCUACCCCCUAAACCCCAGCUCCCCCCCAAACCCCAGAGCAGGGGGGGCCGUUGGCGCAGGGCCACUGAGGUGAUCACAUGGGGGGCCCGGCCGGGGCAGAGGGGGAGAGAGGAGGAAGACUCCCACAGACAAAGAGGGGAUCAACGAGCCAAACACCUGUCAAUGCCAUUUCUGCACAAAGAUCAGAGCCCAUCUCUUUCGGCAUCCCAGAAUCACAGCAGCAGUGGCAGCCCUCUUGCACCGCCUGCUGUGCCACCUGUCUGCAGGAGAGAAAGCCCGAGCAGACCGCUUCCUGCCCCAAAGCCCCGAACCCCACAGAGAGCCCAGCAGCCGCAGAGCAGAGAGGACCAGGGAGCCGAACAUGAGAGAAGAGUGCCGGACCCGGCGCCUCAACCACCCCCGAACAUCCCCGAAUCUGAGCAGCCAGAAGACUGGGCCUGGAGCAGCCCCGCAGAAAGGGAAUCCCAGACUUUCCCCCAGAAUGAGGAGGAGGAGGAGGAAGCCGGAGGUCAACCAGUGUGUCUCCCCUGCUGCCCGUGUGUGUGCCACCAGAGAGCACUGCUUGAGAUUGGUGAGGGGUCUGUGGGAAUCUCCCCUGUGGCAGACUGGCUUGAGCACAUGGUGAAGAAGCAGCUCACCCGGGACUGGGAUGCCCACUUGGAUUACUGGCAUAUUACCACCCAGAGUGGCACAGGGCAGACCAGGAGAUAUCCCCCCGGCGCCCCUCUCCCGAUCCGACCACUUCCGAAAGAGCCUGAACUGCUGGCUCUGACAACAGUUGCAGAUUACUAUAAAUCAAGCAAGACACAGAACACUCCUUUAACUGGAACCCUUGUGAUGAACUGCAUGCGUAUGCAGUUUCCAGGUACAAGCCAGCACUUGCUCUCCUGACUGGAAACAGCAGGCAAGUCCAUGCUGGGA
Lepisosteus oculatus (spotted gar) is the source of this 1131-nucleotide messenger RNA. The record is from RefSeq and is a predicted model, not a curated record. Lineage: Eukaryota; Metazoa; Chordata; Actinopteri; Semionotiformes; Lepisosteidae.